This is a messenger RNA of Metopolophium dirhodum (rose-grain aphid), 4765 nucleotides long. RefSeq names its product G1/S-specific cyclin-D2-like. Gene Ontology annotation, biological process: regulation of cyclin-dependent protein serine/threonine kinase activity; positive regulation of G1/S transition of mitotic cell cycle; mitotic cell cycle phase transition. Gene Ontology annotation, molecular function: cyclin-dependent protein serine/threonine kinase regulator activity. The record is from RefSeq and is a predicted model, not a curated record. Gene Ontology annotation, cellular component: nucleus; cyclin-dependent protein kinase holoenzyme complex; cytoplasm. The transcript has 5 exons. The coding region runs from base 380 to 1237 and encodes 285 amino acids. Lineage: Eukaryota; Metazoa; Arthropoda; Insecta; Hemiptera; Aphididae.
GCGCAGCACACACGCAUUCUGACCUGGUCCGUUGCCGGGUUCGGACGUUUCAACGCGCUUUCAUUACGCAUACGCUCCUCCACUCGCACACACACACACACACACGCCGUUGUCGUAUACCGUACCCGCGCGUAUUACCACGUCUCAGUCGUCGUCGAUCUUCUAUCGCAAGUCGAUCAUUUUUUUUUCGAGAUACAAUAGAAAAAAAAUAACAGUACUCUAAAUUUAUAAUAAUAAUCUCGUGGUUUUCUGUUCCUUCUCGCCGUACGGUGACCACCUCGCUCGCGCAUAACCACACGCACACAUCGGUACCCUAAUACCUACACCAUAAUAUUUUCAUCGAUUCAGAUAUUAUAUCCACUGCAAAAUCGUAUCAAUCAUGGAUCUGUUGUGUUGCGAAUCGACUUCGAAGAGCGUCGCUCAAAAGGACCCGACACUGCUGCUGGACGACCGCGUGUUCGAGACCAUGCUCAAUUCUGAGAGCAGGUGCUUGCCGGUUCCCGACUAUUUGACGACCGUCCAGACGGACCUCACGGCCAACCUCAGGAAGAUCGUGGUUGAUUGGAUGUGGGAGGUCUGCGAAGAGCAAAAGUGCCAAGAAGACAUUUUUCCAUUGGCCGUCAACUAUAUGGACAGGUUCCUGUCGGUAAAUCCGAUCAAUAAAAAUCACCUACAGCUGCUGGGCACCACUUGCCUGUUGGUCAGUUCUAAACUUCGAGAGUCCGACUGCCUUACCGUCGACCUUUUGGUUCUGUACACGGACAAUACCAUUACUUCUGAAGAAUUGUUGAUGUGGGAGCUACUCCUGUUGAGCAUCUUGAAAUGGGACGUGUCCGCGAUCACGGCUCACGACUUCCUAUGGUAUAUACUUAAAAGACUGCACAUGGACACCGCCAAGCCGUUCGUUGACGUUGUUAUCAAACACUGCGGCACGUUCAUCGGCAUGUGCUCCAGAGACUAUAAAUUUUGCUCGUACAAGCCCAGCGUGAUCGCCGGGGCCAGCAUCGCGGCUGCUCUCAAUGGACUGGAAUACGCGGCCAUUUACAAGUACGACUUGUUCACUAAGCUGCACGCCAUCACUGGUUCUAAAAAGGAGGUCUUGAAGACAUGCCAAGAGCAAAUCGAAGCCAUGGUCGAGAGCCACAAGAGACAGCGCAAAGAAAUAGAUUUCCAAAUGUACGAAAAGCCGUACGACAAGACUGCCGAGUCGGACGACAACACAAACUGUUGGAUUUAAGAUCGUCGUCAGACUUACAAAACAAUUUAUUUGCAAGGGAAAAACUACACUGAAAAAAAAAAAAACAAAACAAUUUUUAUUCCGAUUUUAUUUUAUUAUUAUUUUUAUGUAAUCCACUGCAGAAAAUUUCACUCAUUCCAAAACCAAUCGGUGAUAAAUCAUCGGUACAUUUAUAUUACACAUUUUACACACAACAACAAUUAUUAUUAUAAAACGCUAUAAAAUACUGUUUAAGGUACUCGCAUAUGGUAAGAUUUUUGACUUUCAGAAACACUGUAAUAAGAUUAUUAGUAGUCUUAAGAUUAGGUUUUAUGAUUAUUUUGACUUUAUUAUUAUUAUUUUUUAAUGGGGAAGGCAAUAAAAUACGCUUCAUGUUUCCGUACAUAUAAUGUUAUUAUAAUAAGAUUAUUAUUAUUAUUAUUAUCCACAGCAGCUCCGGUAUAUUAAACAAUAUAAUGGUGAUUGUUUAUAUACCAUAUAAUAUCUUAAAAACCAACGUUCAUUAAAAAGCUCAACUUAAUCCAAAAACGAAAAAUUAAACUUUCAUAGAAACACAUCCUAAAUAGAUUCUGUGAAACACAACCGAUCACGGCGGACGUAUACGCAAUUCUUAUAACGUAUAUCGUACAAAAUUGUGUUUUAUAUUUUAUUAGUUUUUGUGUACGUCACCGAGAUUCGAUUUAAAUGUACAGCAAAGUGCCGGUAUGGCUACCUAUACAACAAACAGAUUCCUAAAAUUUUAUUAACCUUUAAGUUAUAUCAAAAUAGAUAGUUAUUUUAUUACAUAUUAUUUUAUCAUAAUAUAUAUAUAUUAUUAACUUUUUUUUUUUAGCGUUUAAGGUAGACUCGCCGACCCAGAGUUUAGCACAUGGUUGGUGCGACAUUUUUUUUAAAGAUCUCUUGUGUCGGCAGUCUUUUUUUUUACAUAUAUAUAUAUUUAAAUAAAAAGCUCAAGUUUCCAUUGAUAAAUAAAAUAUCUUUCACGAUUGUAGCUUUCUUUGUAUUCCCAAACAUUUAUCAUUUAUUCAGUUUUACAUAAUAUUUUUUUACAAUAAUUAAUAUUAGUUUUAAAAGACGAUCACAUAUCUUAUACAUUUUAUAUUGAUUCCGAUUCCAACACGGAGAACGUGUUAUUAAGUUUUCAAGCACAUUCUACACAUUAUAAUUUUAUUUUUAUAUUCACUGUGUUUCAAAAGUACAAAAAAUAACAACACAAACAUAUGGUUAAAAAGGUUAAUUAACGUAAUUUAAGAUUUAAAUGCUCCACUGGGAAUACCGAUAUAAUUUAAUUAAUUUAUUAUUUUUAUUAUUAUUAUAUAUAUUUUUUUUUUUUGUUAACGGUAAGAGUUUUAUAACAUGUAUUUUUAAGUAUGUAGCAUACACCGUUGUUCUAUUAUUCACAUUGCCCCUCUCCAUUAUCCAUUAUUUAAAAAUUCGUAGAGAAAUCUACGAAGAAAAACGAUAGAAAUCACGUCUUCCACAGGCCUCAAAUCCGCGCGAAGCCAUUGGCUUCCCGAGAUUUGUCUCUCCCCCACUCCCCCCAAAUUAGCUUCGUUGUGUGGAUUAUAAUAUAGAUACAUACCGACGGGACGUGGGUUAACGGCUCGGACAAGGAGGGACGAAAUAAGAAGAAAACACGAAAAAAAAUUUUUUAAAAACGUGUUUUUUAUACACGCACACCACACACAUACCUCAGUUCCAAGUUGAUUUAUUUUUUUUUAUUUCUAUAGUAGUAGUAGUAGUCGUAGAAUACUUAAUAAUAAUAAAUAGUAAUAGUAACGUAUAUUAUAAUAUGUAAGUCCUGGAUGUGUCCCGAACCGCGUGUAAAAAUAUAUAAUAUAACUCCGUCCCGACGGCUAAAAUCCGAUAUAGUUAAUCGGGGAGAAGGGGGGGAACGUAACGUUUCGGCCUCGUUAUAAUUAUUUUAGAAUGUAACUCGCACCACAAACACAUACACACACAUUUUUUUAUGUAAUAUUAUAAUGAUGUUACAUGUAUAUUACAUAUAAUAAAAUAUAUGCCAUUUGGUGAAUUUUAGUUGUUUAGGGAAAAAUUUAUAUAAUAUUAUUUAAUACAUACAUAUUUAUAUUAUAUAUUUAUAUAUAUAUACAUAUAUAACUACCCAAGUUGAAUUCUAUAUAAAUAUAAAUAAUAAAACAUAAAAAAAAAAAGAUUUUACUAAUCUCUAUAGUUUUGCACUGUUAUCAACGCAGUUGUUUUUAUUUUUAUUAUUAUUAUUAUUACAUUUAUAUAUAUAUAUAUUAAAAUAUAUUUUUUUUUUCUCUCAGGCUAUUUCAACUUUUAUUUUCUCCCGAUUUAUUUCUACAGCCUUUACGACUGUUGAGUGUCUGCAAGGAAGUGGAAAUACUUUUUAGAAUUGUUACCAACCGAAAUAGUCAAAUAAAUAUUUGGAAUAUAACAUAGAUUAUAAUACCAUGUUUUCAUUUUAUUCAUUUAUUAUAUAUUUAUAAUUUUUUUUUUUUUUUAAAAGUAUAUCGUAAUCGUAAAUAUUAAUAUUUUUGGUCUUGUAGAGAACACACAACAUCUGUUUCUAUAUUAGGUUUAUGUCCACAGAUAUAUAUUACACGCAUACUUACAUAUGCCUACAUAUAUAUGAUAUAGUUGAUAAGCAUAUAAAAGAAAAUUUAAAGCAAAAAUUUAGGACACUGUUUUUUUUUUUUCCAAUGUUAUAUUACAGUUUUUAUGUAUAUGUAUAUGAUAUAUUAUUAUUAUUAUAUUAUUAUUAUUAUUAUAUUCACUAUGUUGUCAUGUGCUUUCUUUAAUACAAGCCGUAAAAAUCAAGCUAUGAUUAUUUAACUUUUUACAUUUUUUUUUUUUAAUGGUAAUAAUUAGUACAAAUAUUUAUAGACUAACGAAUUCGUACAUCGAAUGCCAAGUUUUAUGUGUUCCCGUAAAGAAAACAAUAGGACUUAGAUAAGACUCAAACGCUUGAAAUUUCGUUUGAAAAUACGCUUACGUUUUUCUUUUCUUUUAAAUCUAUGUCGGUCAUAUACAAUAAACGCAUAGACUUUUCAUAUUAGAUGUAUAAGUUGAGUCAAUCUGGUCAUGUUUGCUAUGUUUUUCUUUUUUUUUUACUGUGCCAUAAUAUAAUAGUACCUAAACAAAAUUCCCAUUAAUAUGGUAUAAUAUUGCCAUCAUUAAUACACCAUUUUUAUUUUAUACACAUAUAAUAUUAUAUAAAAGUAAAUUAUACAUUUUUUUUUCGUUUUUCAAUGUCUGUUGUUAGUCGUACUUUGCGAGUUUGCGGCGACGCAAAAAGUAUUUGCGCAGCAUUUUAUUAUAAAAAAAAUAAAAUUUUACUCAUCUGAACAUUUAUAAUAAUUUAUAAGUAGAUAACCACCGCAUCAUGUCGUUAGGCAGUGGUUAUACAUUUACGAACUUUUAACAUGUAACAAUAUAUAUUAUUAUUUACACAUUAUAUUGAUAUUUUUGUACUUAUUCGUUUUAUUGUAAGGUCAAUAUUAUACUAUAAUAUCAAUAAAGAAAAAAAGAUUUACUGAAAUGAAA